AUGACCGAAGCAUCUCAACGACCGAAUCUCCGAAAGCGCUCGAGUGUUUUCGCGGACGCUGACUACUCGUUCACGGUGAUGCUUCUCGGUGACGAUUUGUGCACAGGGAAAACAUGUCUCUUGAUACGAUUCAAGAUGGAACUUUCUCAACAACAAUUUCAUUUCACACACGCUAAAAUCCAGAUUUGGGACACAGCCGGGCAAGAGCGUUUCCGCUCGGUGACUAGCUCUUACUACCGAGAUGCAGAUGCGCUUCUUCUUGUAUUUGAUGUUGCAAGUAGAAGUUUCGAGAAUAUUCGCAAGCUGGCUCUCGCAAAUCAAAGAGCACGCCAGGAGUCCGUUCAAUUGACGAUUGUCGGCAACAAAAGUGAUCCCAGCAGGACAACGAAAGUGAAAAUCGAAGAGGGGAGACAAUUGGCGGCUUCCUACAGCAUUCCCUACAUUGAGACAAGUGCGAAAACUGGGCACAACGUCGAUUUGGCUUUCUCAAUGAUUUGGCGAGGUGAUCGAUUUGGCGGUAAGUCAAAAGUCGUCAUGGAACGGAUACUCCUACGGGUGCUGUGCGUUUACAAUGAG
Messenger RNA from Mesorhabditis belari, 576 nucleotides. The record is from the annotation of a GenBank genome assembly. Lineage: Eukaryota; Metazoa; Nematoda; Chromadorea; Rhabditida; Rhabditidae.